Staurois parvus is the source of this 364-nucleotide messenger RNA. The record is from the annotation of a GenBank genome assembly. NCBI's taxonomy places the organism in Eukaryota, Metazoa, Chordata, Amphibia, Anura, Ranidae.
UGUCCCUCGGAUCAUGGAAAGAGCCGAAGAUAGGAGAGCCGCGGAGGGGACAUGUACACUGAUCAUCAGGGCACUGAUGAUCAGUGUGCCCUGAUGAUCAGUGUAGCCCCAGCAGUGCCAGCUAUCAGUGCCACAUCAAUGCCACAUAUCAGUGCCUACCAGUGCACAUCAAUGCCACAUAUCAGUGCCCAUCUGAGCUGCCUUUCAGUGUCACCCAUCAGUGCUAGUCAGUACCACCUAUCAGUGCUGCCAAUCAGUGCCACCUAUUAGUGCCAGUCAGUGCGCAUCAGUGCCGCCUAUCAGUGCGCAUCAGUGCCACCUAACAGUGCCAGUCAGUGCCGCCUAUCAGUGCCAUGUAUCAGUG